CGCGCGUGUGAGUGUGUGUGUGUGUGUGUGUGUGUGUGUGUGAGCGUGUGUGUGUCUGUCUAGGGGGAGUUAAUGAUUUACCAGAGGCUCAUUUCACAGCUUACCAAGGGUCAGCUUCCCUUGGGCAUGUACAAGUUCGACCUUCUGGGCUCCUCACCCCUUGCCAGCUUCCACCUGGAAGGUCCCCCAGGCAGCCCGCAGCAUGAUCUCCAUCACCGAAUGGCAGAGGAAGAGGGCAGAGAGGUAGUUCCCAAGGUCCAGGAGAAGUGGUGAAAACUGUGGCUCUGUAAGUUUCAAUUGGAGAUUGGUGUGGGCACCACCGGCUUCGGCAUCUUCUUUAUCCUCUUUGGAAUGCUCCUGUACUUUGAUUCGGUGCUCCUGGCCUUCGGAAACCUGCUGUUCCUCACCGGCCUCUCCCUCAUCAUCGGCCUGAGGAAGACGUUGUCCUUCUUCUUCCAGAGGCACAAGCUCAAGGGGACCAGCUUCUUCCUGGGGGGCGUGGUCAUUGUGCUCCUGCGCUGGCCCCUCCUGGGCAUGUUCCUGGAAACCUAUGGCUUCUUUAACCUCUUCAAGGACUUUUUCUCUGUCGCCUUUGGCUUCUUGGGCAAUACCUCCAACAUCCCCUUCCUGAGCAUGCUGUUCCGGAGGCUUCAAGGCACCAGCUCAAUGGUCUGAACAGCAGAGAUAAGCUGCUUGAACUUGGAUCAUUGGUUGAAGGGGCUGGAAAGGAAAUGGGGGCCACCCCCUUAGGCCCCCACCCCACACUGACUCAUCUCCCCAUCAUACCCGGACCUCUCCAAGUCCAGAAGGAAGGAUGGAGCCGAGUGACUGACCUCAAAUCCCCAAGUCAACGCAAGAAGCUAUCAGGACAGUUGGGAGCAGAGAUCCAGGUCCCACGGAUAUUGAACGGGGAUCACACCCCACCCUGUAUUUAUCAGAGGAAAAGCAAAGAUUAAAUCCCCAAGCUGGGGCUUCCCUGGUGGCGCAGUGGUUGAGAAUCCACCUGCCAAUGCGGGGGACAUGGGUUCGAGCCCUGGCCUGGGAGGAUCCCACAUGCCACGGAGCAACUGAGCCUGCGCUCUGGAGCCUGUGGUCUGCAACAGGGGAAGCCAAGACAAUGAGAAGCCCCCGUACUGCAAUGAAGAGUAGCCCCCGCUUGCCUCAACUAGAGAAAGCCCAUGAGCAGCAACGAAGACCCAAC
Molecule: messenger RNA, 1201 nt
Organism: Physeter macrocephalus (sperm whale)
Lineage: Eukaryota; Metazoa; Chordata; Mammalia; Artiodactyla; Physeteridae
Gene: GOLT1A
Product: golgi transport 1A
Exons: 6
Coding region: 352-675 (107 amino acids)
Biological process (GO): retrograde transport, endosome to Golgi; endoplasmic reticulum to Golgi vesicle-mediated transport
Cellular component (GO): endoplasmic reticulum; membrane
Source: RefSeq, a predicted model, not a curated record